GGACUUGUGCUGGUUUUCAUUCUCUUCUCUGUGUUCCAGGCCAAGUCCUGCGUCUGCCACGUCUGUGGAGUCCACCUGAGCAGGCUGCACUCCUGCCUCCACUGUGUCUUCUUCGGCUGUUUCACAAAGAAGCACAUUCACGAACAUGCGAAGUCCAAACGGCACAACCUGGCCAUAGAACUGAUGUAUGGAGGCAUCUACUGCUUCCUGUGCCAGGACUACAUCUAUGACAAGGACAUGGAGACCAUCGCCAAGGAGGAGCAGCGGAAAGCUUGGAAACUGCAAGGUGUGGGAGAGAAGUUUUCAACAUGGGAACCCAGCAAGCGGGAGCUCGAGCUGCUGAAACACAACCCCAAACGGCGGAAGAUCACCUCCAACUGCACCAUAGGGCUGCGAGGGCUGAUCAACCUGGGCAACACGUGCUUCAUGAACUGCAUCGUGCAGGCGCUCACGCACACGCCGCUGCUGCGCGACUUCUUCCUCUCAGACCGGCACCGCUGCGAGAUGCAGAGCCCCAGCUCCUGCCUGGUGUGCGAGAUGUCCUCCCUCUUCCAGGAGUUUUACUCGGGGCACCGCUCCCCCCACAUCCCAUACAAGCUGCUGCACCUGGUGUGGACGCACGCCCGGCACCUGGCAGGGUACGAGCAGCAGGACGCACACGAGUUCCUCAUAGCCGCCCUGGAUGUGCUGCACCGGCACUGCAAAGGUGAUGAUAAUGGGAAGAAGGCCAGCAACCCCAACCACUGCAACUGCAUCAUAGACCAGAUCUUCACCGGGGGACUGCAGUCGGACGUCACCUGCCAGGUCUGCCAUGGAGUCUCGACCACAAUAGACCCCUUCUGGGACAUCAGUUUAGAUCUGCCUGGCUCUUCCUCCCCAUUCUGGCCCCUGAGCCCUGGGAGUGAGGGCAGUGUGGUGAACGGGGAAAGCCAUGCGUCUGGAACCACUACACUGACGGACUGUUUGCGAAGAUUUACCAGACCAGAGCACUUAGGAAGCAGUGCCAAGAUCAAAUGUAGCGGUUGCCAUAGCUAUCAGGAGUCCACUAAACAGCUCACCAUGAAGAAACUGCCAAUUGUCGCCUGUUUUCAUCUCAAACGAUUUGAACACUCAGCCAAACUGCGGCGGAAGAUUACCACAUACGUGUCCUUUCCCCUGGAGCUGGACAUGACCCCGUUCAUGGCGUCCAGCAAAGAGAGCAGGAUGAAUGGACAGUACCAGCAGCCGUCGGACAGUCUCAGUAACGACAACAAGUACUCCUUGUUCGCAGUCGUUAACCACCAGGGGACCCUGGAGAGCGGCCACUACACCAGCUUCAUCCGGCAGCACAAGGACCAGUGGUUCAAGUGUGACGACGCCAUCAUCACCAAGGCCAGCAUCGAGGACGUGCUGGACAGCGAGGGGUACCUGCUGUUCUACCACAAGCAGUUCCUGGAGUACGAAUAGCCUCCCCUCUGCUCAUCAGAGCACAGGCCAUGAAGUGGCGCCUCACAAAAUGACCCCACCCAGCACCACGGCACCCCCAUCCCCACAGCUGCAGCCCGGGCCAGGGCGUGGGUGUGGAUGGACAGCGCAUGGGGGGACCUGGGAGCUGCACAGCAGGACAGCACGACAGGAAGGCGCGCCUGCCUGGGAGGGCGGAGGGGGUGUCACCGCUGUGUCUCCUGCUCCUCCAACAGGGUGUGGGGCCCCCCACGCAGGGAGCAGCCUCGCCUCUGCUCAGUGCUGCUGUGUGUGCCGCCUCAGGAGGCGCCCGCCCACUGGACAGUCAUUCCAGGAGCAUGACCUCGGGGCAUGGAGAAGCCCGCGGCGAGGACUAGGACGGAGGGCCUGGCGGGUCUGAGUUUCCUGUUAAAUGUGUGCAGCGAGGGACUCGGCUUCUGCCCGCAGAGAGCAGCCCCAACUGCCUGGGGCGCCAGGCCGGCCCCUCCGUGCUCCAGGCCAGCCCCUCCCCCUCUCCCCCCAGCUCUUCCCGCACGACGGACUUCAUAACUGCGUGUUCGUGACUGGAUGAAUCGAGCUUAUGCUGAAAUUUAGAGUUUCAUUCUC
Messenger RNA from Myotis brandtii (Brandt's bat), 2049 nucleotides. It is a transcript of the gene USP22, whose product is annotated as ubiquitin specific peptidase 22. The transcript has 12 exons. NCBI's taxonomy places the organism in Eukaryota, Metazoa, Chordata, Mammalia, Chiroptera, Vespertilionidae. The annotation marks the transcript as partial. Gene Ontology annotation, biological process: protein deubiquitination. The record is from RefSeq and is a predicted model, not a curated record. Gene Ontology annotation, molecular function: zinc ion binding; cysteine-type deubiquitinase activity.